AUGCUCGACUGGACCGCCUUCGAGGACGGCCAGUUCUGGACGAGCGGGGGCUUCCACAAGGAGGAGCGGCACGGGGGCGGCCUCACUUGGGGCGGCGGGGGCGCCUACGCUGGCCAGGGCAUGGGCCACUGCACCCCUGCGGCCAUGGGCAGGCAGUCACCGCCCUUCGGACCCGCCGCCCCCCAGUCCGUCGGCCUCGAGGGCAGGCCGCAGCACAAGGGGGAUGACCCAGUUGGGAUGCCCCAGAGUCGCCGACGCGCUCGGCGAGGAGCACGACACGUCAUCGCCGCCACCUUCAAUGCCAACCUCUCCUGGGCUCGCGUCGAGGAGUUCUUGGAAGAGGAAAUCGGCCAGCUCAUCAAGGAGGGCGGCAUCCCCAUCCUAGCGGUGCAGGAGCACGCGAAGCCCGCCGAGUGGUUCCACGUCACGGCGGCGGCGCAAGAGCGACGGGGCUGGCGAGUCGUGGGGGCACCCGCCGCACGUACGGCAGAGGGCGGCAGCUCCGCGGGCGUGGCGUUGGUCACACCGCGAUGCCUGAGCCUCAGCUUGGCGCCAGGACAGGAUUCGUGGGACAUCUCCCCCGCGGGCGCCGCAGGCAGGCUGUGCCUGGGCAUGACCGAGGUCAAGGGCAUUGGUUGGGUGGCCUUUUUCUCGGUGUACCUGUUCACGGGCAAGCCUGUCACCUGGGCCUUGAACGCUGCCUUGCUGGAUACCAUCGUGCACUGGGUCUGCCAGAUGAGGAUCCCCUGGAUGGCCAUGGGUGACUUCAACAAUGAGCCGCACGCCAUUCUCAACAGCCCCUGGAACCAGGAGGCCAAUGGCCAGGUCUUGGCCUGGCAAGGGGAAGGUGGAACGUGCAGGUCCAAGGUGGUAAAGCAGGGUGCGGAGGAGUUCAAGGAUCGGGUCAUCGACUUCUUCUGGAUGGACGCGAGGCUGGCCGUGAUUUUCUGCCCUGUGAAGUCCUUCGAGAACAUGCCCUACAGGCCGCACAGGCCGACUUGGAUCCGCGCCGACAAACCUUGGCACGCAUACCAGAUCCAGGUCCUCAAGGGCCCGAAGCAGCACCCAAUCACGAGGCCACCUCCUGUCAGGCAGCCCGAGAUCCCGCAGAGUUACCCCGUGCCCGACCUGCUACACGGCUCGCAGCGGCACCUGGACCAGUGCUGGUUGGAUUUUUGCUCUGCGGCUGAGGCCGAGCUUCGAUCGCUGUUCGGAUGGACAGAGUCGGAGGCACGCAGGUAUGAGGGCCGAGGCUUGACUCCCGAGGUGGUGCAUAGUCAGCUUCUCCCGAAGCAUGACAGCCCAGUGGCUGAUCGAGGCCCAGCCAGGGCCUGGCGUUGGGCCGCGGGGGAACUGGCCUGGAUUGGCCAACUCGUCUGCUGCGUCUUGCGGGGACAGUCGGCGCCCAAGGCCAAGUCGGAGGCCCUUGCGGGCCAGUUUUCCACCUCGGGGGGAGGGCCUCCUCGGACCUACAACGAGGAGGUCGCAGGCCAGCUCAGGCGAGCCUGGAGGAAGCUGUUCCAGGCGAGACACCACUGGGACCAGCUGGGGCUCUGGAGCGUGGGGAUGCUGUCCACUCUGCGCGCUAUCGCAGACGUGGAGCCCCACAUCAUCGGUGCCCAGGCCAUCCUCGCGCUGCAGCAGUUCGCCAAGAAGCGGGCCCAGUCCUGGGAGCAGCACCUCAUGCGGCAGCGCUCCAAGCGAUUCUAUGAGCGCCUGAGCGCGAAGUUCCCUGGCUCGGGGGGCUGUCUGCAUCGCAUCUGCCACUGGAAGCAGGCGUGGAAGGAGCCCAUCUCGUCGGCCAAGAAGCUGAAGCUGCCUGCUGACCCGCAGCUCGCGGUCACUCAGGAGGCGCAGGAGUGGGCUAGCAUUUGGCGCGCUGGGUCAGGUGACUACACCAAGUUGUGGCAGGACACUCAGGUCCAGCCACAACGGAUGGCCCACGCGCAGAUGCUGCCUGCCAUCGACGCGGUGCAGGUGCGCACCAUAUGCCGCAGCUACAAAUGGAAGACUGGGCUUGGGAUUGACGGCUGGCAUUUUGGGCACCUGGCCUGGCUCAGCGACGAGGCCUUGAAGUGCCUCGGGGACAUCCUCAUGCUGUGCGAGCGGCUCUGCUCGUGGCCUACGUCCAUACGCAUGCUCAUCCUUUUCCUGGUGGCCAAGGAGGACGGUGGCGGCAGGCCCAUCUUCCUGUUUCCCACGCCAGUGCGCAUCUGGGAGGCUGUUCGGGACCCCUCGGUUCGCCAGUGGGAGCGGACCCACGUGAGGCCAUACGACUGGGCAUCACCAGGGCGUAGCAGUGAGCAUGCGGUCUGGAGAGCGAUGUUGGAUGACGGGGCCUUGGAAGGUACCUGUUUCGCAUCUAUCACCGCCUUGAUGGAUUUGGAGAAGGCCUAUGAAUAUGUGGCGCUCAAUUUGAUUUGGAUUCUCGGCAUGGUGCAGCAAGCGCCCAUGAGCGUGUUGGCCCUUUUCCUGGAGUCGUACGCCUUCCCUCGAGCGGUACGUAAGGGCCAGGCCGUCGCCGACCUCAUCUGCACCCAUGUUGGUUUGCCCGCUGGAUCGAAGUACGCCAAUCGCUUCCUGAAGAUGGUGCUGUAUCCUAUCCUGGAUGUCGUGGCCCGCUGGCCAGGGACCAAGCUGGAGAUCACGAAGUUUGUUGACGACUUGGCGCUGCGUAUGGUGGGCAGGAGCGUACAGUUGAGGGCGAUCUUUCCCGACCUGGCCCGCACUCUCAUCCACCUUCUGGAGUCGCUGCUUCAGCUAAAGGUCUCGAAGGGUGUGAGAGGCAAGUCUAAGUUCGUCUCCAGCGACGGCUCUUUGGCACAGGAGCUGACACAGGCCAUGGCGGACAUCGGCCUACAGCACGGUGAGAGCGAGCGCUGGUUGGGAGUUGACUACCAACCUCAGGGCCCUCGGAAGAGGGCCACCAGAUCCAGACGGGCCCAGACGGCCCGAGGCCGCUGGUGCAAGGCGGCGGCUCUCAUGCGCAGAGGGGUGAGGGUGCGCCCUGUGGUGCAGCAAGGCCUCAAAGCGUCAGUGGCGUACGGGGCGACCUGUGCUGGCACCCCUCCCGCAGUCCUGAAGUUCGUCAUGGCCAAGACAGCGGCCGUGCGCGCAGGGGCUGGGACCUUCCGCUCAGGCACCUUGGGCUGGGCGAUUGCGCCGAGGACGGACGGCGCCGAGCAGCUCAGACUGGCCCCACUGCGGGCAUGGAUGCGCGAGGCCUGGGACCAGCCCGAGAGACGGAAGGAGAUGGCGCACGCUUGGGGCCGCCAGUGGCCCAAGGUGCAGAGGGCUCUCGCCUAUGGCCCAGCCAAGUUCGACGCCUGGAGGAUGGUGCGUGGACCAGCUGCAGCUACCAUUCUGACGGUACACGAGCUGGGCUGGCACAUGGAGGACGCCUGGACCAUCCUCGACGGCGCCCACGACAAGUGGGACAUUCGCGAAGUCGCCCCCCUCGAGGUCCUACGUGCCGCAGAGAGGGCGAUCGCGAAGAGGAAGCUCAUGGACUGGGCGUUAGCGGAUGAGAUGCGCCAGCCGCUCCGACCCACCCCCUUCCUGCUGCCAGUCAAGCAGCUCAUGCGCUCUAAGACCACGGAGACCUGGACGAGGCACCACAUCAACAGUGCCAGGACGGUUGCGCUUGGGGGCUACCCCACGCAGAUGGUGUGCUACGAGCGCGGCCAGGUCACCAGCCCGAUGUGCCCAUUGUGCGGCAAGAAAAAGGGCACCUCGAUGCACGUGUAUUUUCUCUGUGAUGCAGACGUUUGCGUCACGAUACGGGAUGGCCUCACCGAGCCGACCCUCAAGAACAGUUUUCGGGACGUGGUAUAUUUGGGCGAGAUGGCCGCCACGAAGGAGGAGCAGGGCUGCAGAGGCGGCGACACGCUCUUCUGGAAAUGGGCUCGCGGCCUGGUCGCAGACCCCGUCGCCGAGUACCAGGUGCCCACGCCGCCCGACGAGUACCAGUGGGGAGAUCCCGACGGCGAGAUGGUGCUGCCGGGCUGGGCGGCCACGGACGGACGCGUCCUGUCCCCCGAUGUGGAGGAGAUAUCCACGGCAGGCUUUGCCGCCAUCACCUGGUGCGAUGAAAAGAAGAGUGAGAUCCAGUCUUUGUUCGGUGCAGUGCCUGUCGCGAGGCCCACAUCGGCCCAUUGUGAGAUUUGGGCUGUGUAUCAGGCUGUGAAGCACUCUGUAGGGCUCGUAGGGCUCCUUUUGGACAGCAAGCAGGUUGUUCAGGGGCUCUUGGCUGGCAAAGAUUUGUGUGUGAACAGCGAGCAGAUAACCGCGCACCUCUGGAAGCUUGUUUGGGAUGCCCUGGAAGAUCAGGGCCUCGUCCCAGGUGAGUCCCUUCAAGUUGUCAAGAUUAAGUCUCACAUGACCAAGAAGCUGCUGCGGGAAUGCGAGGGCCCGUUGACGAAGGGUAUUGCCGCCCAUCGGUGGCGGAGGCUCUAUCGUGACCGUAUCCUGGACGGUAAGAACCCGUACACGGGAAAGCCCGUGCGCGAGCAGGAUUGA
Messenger RNA from Prorocentrum cordatum, 4518 nucleotides. The record is from the annotation of a GenBank genome assembly. Lineage: Eukaryota; Dinophyceae; Prorocentrales; Prorocentraceae.